UAUACCCUUCUGUUGUGUUUUGUCGGUUUGUCCUCGGUUAGGGAAGAUGCAGGCUGCACGCCUUGUCUGCAGUUUGCAGCGGACUGUCCGUGGACAGGUGCUGAGAUUUGCACCACUCAGAUGCAUUCACCAAUCCAAAAUGGUAUCUUUCGACUCUGCCAACAAAGCUGGUCGUUGCGAAGGUUUUCUACAGGGUGAUCCGAGUCAGACAAAAGCAGGACUGGUUGUUUUGCACGAAUGGUGGGGUCUCAAUGACCAAAUUCAAGAAGCGGCCGCAGAAAUGGUGCUCGAGGGUAACCUCAUGACGCUGAUUCCCGACUUGUACCGAGGCGAAAUAGCCAGUGACAUGAUAACCGCCGCUGACCUGAUGACGUCACUCGAUUGGCACGGCGCCAUGGAUGACGCGGUAGCUGCCGUCAAGUACCUCCUCUCAAACGGCUGUUCGAAAGUAGGUAUCACCGGGUUUUCAAUGGGAGGGGCGUUGUCCCUGGCAACCGCUGCAGUAUCUCGCGAAAUUUCGGCAGCCUCAUCAUUUUACGGGAUCCCUAUUCUCAGCCUCGCAGAUCUGUCGGCAAUAACAGUUCCUGUUCAAUGUCAUUUCGGUGAGCUGGACGAAAUUGCAGGAUUUUCCUCUUUAAAGGACGUUGAAAUUUUGAGAAGAAUUCUUAAAGCCGGUGAAGUACCUAACGACAUUUUUCUGUACCCGGUCGGCCAUGCCUUUACAAACCCGAACAGUGACACCUACGUCGAGUCUAUUAGUCAACUGGCCUUGCACCGGCUUGUGACUUUCAUGAAAAAACACUUGGCCACGUGACAGGAUAGGUCGUCACAGUAAUAAAUACUAAUAAAGACCUACAUGUGUACAUGUACAUGCAAAUAAAUAUGUGCGUU
This is a messenger RNA of Liolophura sinensis, 891 nucleotides long. Its product is annotated as protein usf-like. The record is from RefSeq and is a predicted model, not a curated record. Lineage: Eukaryota; Metazoa; Mollusca; Polyplacophora; Chitonida; Chitonidae. The coding region runs from base 47 to 814 and encodes 255 amino acids. The transcript has 2 exons. Gene Ontology annotation, molecular function: hydrolase activity.